CCCCUUCCCCUCGCAUCCUUGGAAGCAACAAUUAAGCAGCUCUGGGAUAAAACACACAGCCCGCGGGAGCACGGGGGCAUUGCUUCAAGAGAUGGCAAGGCAGGCAGCUGCACCCCUCCUUCCCGGAGUCCUCCUCCUCCUCUUCUCCAUCCUCCCGGCUACUCAGCAAGGAGGGGUCCCUGGUGCUAUCCCGGGAGUGGGAGUCCCAGGAGCAGGCUUUUUCCCAGGUGCUGGAGUUGGAGGUUUGGGAGCAGGACUCGGGGUUGGAGCAAAACCUGGCAAACCAGGGGUCGCAGGACUUGGGGGACUCGGCCCACUUGGCCUGCAGCCAGGUGCUGCAGGUCUCUUCCCAGGAGCUGCCUUCCCUGGGGGGGCCUUCCCAGGGGCCGCCGGGGCCGCGGCUCUCAAGGCUGCUGCGAAAGCUGGUGCUGUGGUACCGGGCGCGGUGCAGCCCGGGGUUGGCGCGGCAGGGAAACCCCCUAAAAUACCAGGUGCUGGGAUUCCUGGAGCUUUUCCGGGCGGCGUGCUCCCCGGAGCAGGCAUUCGCUUCCCUGGCGUAGGGGUGCUGCCCGGAGUACCCACUGGAGCUGGAGUCAAGCCAAAAGCUCCAGGAGUUGGGGCCUUUGGAGGAAUCCCUGGACUGGGAGGUUUUGGAGGUCCACAGCCCGGUGUCCCUCUGGGGUAUCCCAUCAAAGCUCCUAAGCUCCCAGGUGGCUAUGGAUUGCCCUACACCAAUGGCCUCAGGCCCGGUGGGCCAGGAGCAGGCCUUGCAGGGAAGGCAGGGUAUCCCACCGGGACAGGAGUCGGAGCUCAGGCGGCCGCGGCAAAGGCAGCAGCGAAAUACGGAGCCGGUGUCCUGCCCGGGGUUGGCGGCAUCCCAGGAGUCGGCGGCUUGGUACCCGGCGUGCCAGGAGUUGGAGUUGGAGGAGCAGCAGCGGCGGCGGCAGCAGCGAAGGCGGCGGCAAAGGCAGGAGCCCUUGCUCCAGGGGCAGUGCCUGGAGUUGGUGGUGUUGGUGUCCCUGGCUUGGUCCCUGGCGUUGGAGCUGUCCCAGGACUGGUGCCCGGCGUUGGAGUCCCCGGGGUGGCAGGGGUGCCGUCGGCAGCAGCAGCAGCAAAGGCAGCUAAAUUCGGAGCUGGUGUUCCUGGUGUUGGUGUUCCCGGUGUUGGUGUUCCUGGUGUUGGCGUUCCGGGUGUUGGGGUCGGUGCUGUCCCAGGCGUCGUGCCCGGAGUUGGUGUCCCCGGAUUGGUGCCCGGUGUCGGAGCUGUUCCCGGGGUGGCAGGGGUGCCGUCGGCAGCAGCAGCAGCAAAGGCAGCUAAGAUUGGAGCUGGUGUUCCUGGUGUUGGUGUUCCCGGUGUUGGUGUUCCCGGCGUUGGCGUUCCGGGUGUUGGGGUCGGUGCUGUCCCAGGCGUCGUGCCCGGAGUUGGUGUCCCUGGAUUGGUGCCCGGUGUCGGAGCUGUCCCCGGGGUGGCAGGGGUGCCGUCGGCAGCAGCAGCAGCAAAGGCAGCUAAGAUCGGAGCUGGUGUUCCUGGUGUUGGUGUUCCCGGUGUUCCCGGUGUUGGCGUUCCGGGUGUUGGGGUCGGUGCUGUCCCAGGCGUCGUGCCCGGAGUUGGUGUCCCCGGAUUGCUGCCCGGUGUCGGAGCUGUCCCCGGGGUGGCAGGGGUGCCGUCGGCAGCAGCAGCAGCAAAGGCAGCUAAAUUCGGAGCUGGCAUUCCUGGCGUUGGUGUUCCCGGUGUUGGCGUUCCUGGUGUUGGAGUUGGCGGCGUCCCAGGCCUUGUGCCCGGAGUUGGUGUCCCCGGAUUGGUGCCCGGUGUCGGAGCUGUCCCCGGGGUGGCAGGGGUGCCGUCGGCAGCAGCAGCAGCAAAGGCAGCUAAGAUUGGAGCUGGUGUUCCUGGUGUUGGUGUUCCCGGUGUUGGUGUUCCCGGCGUUGGCGUUCCGGGUGUUGGGGUCGGUGCUGUCCCAGGCGUUGUGCCCGGAGUUGGUGUCCCCGGAUUGGUGCCCGGUGUUGGAGCUGUCCCUGGGGUGGCAGGGGUGCCGUCGGCAGCAGCAGCAGCAAAGGCAGCUAAGAUCGGAGCUGGCGUUCCUGGCAUCGCUGGCGUUCCCGGUGUUCCCGGUGUUCCCGGUGUCCCUGGAGUCCCUGGUGUUCCUGGUGUCCCAGGCGUGCCCGUCGUGCCUGGAGUUCCUGGCGUGGUGCCUGGUGUCGGAGUGGGUGGCCCGGCAGCCGCAGCGGCCGCGGCGAAGGCGGCAGCGAAAGCCGCAGCAAUCGGACGCGUUCCCGGUGUCGGCAUUCCCGGUGUCGGCGUUCCCGGUGUCGGCGUUCCCGGUGUCGGCGUUCCCGGUGUCGGCGUUCCUGGAGUUGGUGUGCCCGGAGUUGGUGUUCCUGGUGUAGGUGUGCCCGGUCUGGUGCCUGGGGUUGGCAUUCCAGGAGUUGGUCCUGCAGCCGCCAAAGCAGCCGCCAAAGCAGCCAAGUUUGGAGCAGUUCCUGGUGUAGGUGGCCUUGUUCCUGGUGUAGGUGGCCUUGUUCCCGGUGUGGGUGGCCUGGUCCCUGGUGUUGGAGGCGUCCCUGGUGUUGGAGGCGUCCCAGGGGUUGGAGUUCCGGGCGCAGCAGCGAAAGCAGCAGCAAAGGCAGCGAAAUUCGGAGCCGGGGUCGGAGGGGUGCCCGGUGUUGGUGUGCCCGGUGUUGGUGUGCCCGGUGUUGGUGUGCCCGGUGUUGGUGUGCCCGGCGCGGUGCCCGGUGUUGGUGUGCCCGGGUUGGUGCCAGGUGUGGGAGUACCUGGAGCUGGUGUCCUCCCCGGGGCAGGCAUCCCCCAAGUAGGUGCUAAACCUCCCAAAUUCGGUGUGCCCGGAGUUGGAGUGCCAGGAGUCGGUGGCCUCCCAGGUGGCCUUGGAGUUGGUGGCCUUGGAGUCCCUGGGCUUGGUGUUGGAGCUGCUGGGAAACCUCCCAAGGCGGGUUUUGGUGCUGGUCUAGGGGUUGGAGUUCCCGGCUUCGGCGUGUCACCGAUAUUUCCAGGUGGGGUCGGUGCCCCGCUGGGAUUUGCUGGGAAGCCCCCCAAGGCCUACGGAGGAGCCCUCGGUGCCCUGGGCUUCAGAGGCGGCGUGGGCUGCGCAGCAGGGAAGUACUGCGGGAGGAGGCGGAAGUAACCGCGGCCGUCACCGCUGACCUCAUGAACUUUGGUGCUACUGCAUGGUCCAGAAUGUAAAUCCCGAGCAAAGCUGAGACGCCCCCCCCCUUCCCCAAAAACCCCCCGUCCAUCCCGGGGCCGUCCCCGGCCCCGCGUUCCCAGGAGGGAUCCCGCACCUCCGGCAGCAUCCGUCGCCCCCCAGCCCCUCGGUCCCGGCAGGGAGCGCGGAAUAAACUGCGGGGAGCAGCCGUCCCCCUUGGUGCUAUCGCUCUCUGCGGGAUUUUGGGGGGGGGCUCGGGGUGUCGCACCCCUCCCCAGCCCCAGAGCUGACCCCCCCGGGGGGGGGGGCAGGAUGAGGGGUACCCCACAUUGGAGGAAGGGAGGGAGGGAAGGGGAUGCCGGCGGCGGGGGCUGCACGGGGAGGGAUGGCCCCGUCGGUCCCCGCGAUCCCCCCGGUCUGGGGGGGGCCGCGGGCAGGAGGGGCUCGGUCCCUUCGUGUUGCUCACUUUGCUAUAACUGGGUGGGACGCCCUUAUACAGAGGGACUCGCUUCUGACAGACUAAUAAAGGACAAGUUUUUAAAGGA
This is a messenger RNA of Pseudopipra pipra, 3705 nucleotides long. It is a transcript of the gene ELN, whose product is annotated as elastin. Bases 92 to 3139 code for a protein of 1015 amino acids. Lineage: Eukaryota; Metazoa; Chordata; Aves; Passeriformes; Pipridae. The record is from RefSeq and is a predicted model, not a curated record. Gene Ontology annotation, molecular function: extracellular matrix structural constituent. The transcript has 44 exons.